Molecule: messenger RNA, 1988 nt
Organism: Acanthaster planci (crown-of-thorns starfish)
Lineage: Eukaryota; Metazoa; Echinodermata; Asteroidea; Valvatida; Acanthasteridae
Gene: txnl4a
Product: thioredoxin like 4A
Biological process (GO): mRNA splicing, via spliceosome
Cellular component (GO): spliceosomal complex; U5 snRNP; U4/U6 x U5 tri-snRNP complex
Source: RefSeq, a predicted model, not a curated record
GGACGCUGACUAAAAACCAACAAAAAACGUAAAUGGGACGAAUGUGAACCGCUUCCUCUGAAGCAGUAAUUGUCGUCAUUUUCCGUUAAGAAGCAAAGCCUAUGAAGCUCAUUUGACUGAACUUGUUUUUUAAAUGCGCCAGUUUCUUCUGUUUGCUGUCUUUGUUAAUAAUAUCGACUGGUACUUCAAGCCUUUUGGUAGUGGUGAGAGAGGCAGCUUACUCUGAUCUGAAGAUUUUUUGACAGUGUGAGUUGUUUUGCUUGUUCAACGUGUUCAAACAAGGGCAAAUUCGAUCAAGGACUCGACGAGGCCUAACUCUGGCUGUUCGACGGUGGGUGGACCAGUAUAGUCUACUAUUCGCGACAAGCCUAUCAAGGCCAAAGGGUCUCACACCUCAUCUGUUUCACAGAGCGUCCUGUUUUGAGUCACCCUCCCCCCAAAGCGGCGUUCAACAACCCAUCCCACAAUCAUGUCGUACAUGCUGACCCAUCUCCACAACGGCUGGCAGGUGGACCAAGCCAUUACCUACGGCGAGGACAAAGUGGUCAUCAUCCGCUUCGGCCAUGACUGGGACCCCACCUGCAUGAAGAUGGAUGAGAUCCUGUAUAAGAUCGCCGACAAGGUCAAGAAUUUUGCCGUCAUCUACCUGGUGGACAUCACGGAGGUGCCCGACUUCAACAAGAUGUACGAGCUCUACGACCCCUGCACCACCAUGUUCUUCUUCCGCAACAAGCACAUCAUGAUCGAUCUGGGCACAGGCAACAACAACAAGAUCAACUGGGCACUGGAGGACCCACAGGAGAUGAUAGACAUUGUGGAGACGGUGUUCAAAGGGGCGAGGAAAGGACGCGGUCUAGUGGUCUCCCCUAAGGAUUACUCCACUAAAUACAGAUACUAAACUUGCCGUCACACAACAAAGCUACCUUAACGCUCACGUUUCGAGUUGCUGGCAACGUACAACGCGCUAAACCUUCUUUGAACCCUGCGCGUGUGGAGGAUGUUUGUUACGGCACCCUCAGGGCCAGUUCAUACUUCAUGCAAAAGCAAAAAUGAACACGAAUUUAUGACAUCAGAGCAAGUAUUCGCACUGCCAAUUUGCAAGUUGAACACGUUUCAACUUGAGCUAAAUAUCACUGCAGAUCUUUCGUGAUGUCGCUUCUAUUUUACAUUCACAUGAAGUAUGAACCAGCCUUUAUACUGUACAUUUUGCCUGUCAUUUAUUUAAGUUUGAAGCAUUUUUGCCAAUUUGUAUUUAGGACUCUUCCCUCCAAAUUUUCAUUUCCAUUGUUUUCUCAGUAUGGCUGUUUGGCCCCCCCCCAAAAAGAUUAUUUUAAAAAUUACACACAAAUAUAAAUGAACUGGGGUAUCUACUUUUUUUAGUUUGCUCAUUUUUAGAAAAAUGAGAAGUUGGAGACUUUCAACCAGCUCAUACAUCAUGCAGAUACCUGAUAGAACCACACAACUUGCAGGACACAAGAGCUAUGUCCAAAUCUUGACCAAGGUCCGAGUCUUGGCCAGUUGCAAAGUUGUUUACCCCUUUCAGUAGGGAUUGAAUUUUGACCUGUGGACGUUCCAUCACGUCAAAUUGGCCUGGCAUUGACACGAAUUUGCUUGCAGUAUCUGAAGGCUGUUGUCUGUAAUUAUACAGUCUACACGGUCUACCUGUAACUUAAUUACUGCUUUCAAUUUUCUGUGCCCGUGAAAAAACCCCCGACAUCAAGACUGCCGUUUGUCGUGGGGUAAAUGAAACUGACCAUUGUAUCUACCAGAAUGUUAAUUAAUAUCUGAUGUUGGUUGCGGCUCUAAGAAUUGUGAACUCUUCUAUGUCUUUGUCAGAAUUAACUAAGUUUCUGCCACCACUACUAAGUCAUUUUAUGAAAUAUUAAACAGCUGUCUUUCCAGUGCAUCUCAAAGUUCAUGUAUAUUCACUGAGAAACAGUGCAGGGUUUGACACUCCACAACCCCCAACCUUUCCAAAAAAAAAAAAA